Messenger RNA from Yamadazyma jaroonii, 2421 nucleotides. Lineage: Eukaryota; Fungi; Ascomycota; Pichiomycetes; Serinales; Debaryomycetaceae. The record is from the annotation of a GenBank genome assembly.
AUGGAUUUGCAUCAGAUAGAAGUACUUAAGAAAGAUCCUGAUGUUAGAACAUUGGAGAAUGUGUUGAACUGGGUGCUAAUGACGGAAUUAACAACUUCCCAACAAUUGAAAGUUGUCAUGAUCAUCUUAGAUGUUACCGUUCCUCAAAUCUAUAAUCUUACCACUGAUAACAUUAGAAGUUUAGUAGUAAAGGUUUUGCAGUCGAUUGUAGGAGUCAAUGGAAUAAUGAAUAAGAUCCAGUACACAAUACGGACUGAAGGAAAUGUUGAAACAUUGAAAGUCUACGGGACGCUAUUGAGGGAUGUUUUCAAUGAUGAUUUAUUAUGGAAUAUUUCAUCUAGUAAGACGUUAGAGAUCAAUGAGAUCAACAAAUUGUUAUUCAAAGGGCGUUGUUUUUCGAUAUUUCAAGAGAUGAAGACCAAGUUGAAGAUUGAAACCACCGUAUUUGAUGGUGUUGAUCUGUAUAUGUCAUAUUUAAUACAUCAGCUACUCAAAGAGACUAACAGUGAUACUUUCAAUAAGUAUCUCUUAUCAUUGAUAUCGUUCAAUUCCAACAAUAUCACUAUUUUCGAAGAGUUUUUCACUGAAACUAAUUGGGACAUUCUUUGUAAGCAUCAUAAGGCUAUGAAGCAGUUUCAAAAAAAGACAUUAGCCUCAUUCAUAAUAAACAGUUUAGCUCAUAGGUUUGAGGAUAUUGAAAAGGUGGGGCCAGUUUCUAAUAUUGUUCGUCCAUUAUUCAACAAAGACAUCUUAGACAUCCAUUUCAUCAAUAGCACGUUGAAAUAUCAGAACCCUUUCAUCAAUGGGUUAAUAGUAUCGAUGCUCGAUGAACUUAAUCUCGUUCAAUCAAUCUUUCAACCAAGCUUGAAAUCCUGGGGUGAUGCCGUUUUGAUCAAAAAUGAACCCAUAGUCAUACAAGCUUUCAGGACUCAUUUUCUUGUACAAAUGUUAUAUUUCUCCGGAUCUGAAUUGUGUAGUAAUCUUUUAGGGUCUCCCAUAUUUAUUGAUUGUAUUUCCAACAGAUUGGGUUCCUUUUCCAAUACUGUAAAAUUGUUUGGUAUAAUUUUGGCAGAUAAAGCUUGUGAGUUAUGUAAGAAAGAUAAAAUAUUUCUGAUGGGGGAUUUAGAAGGAUAUGAUUAUUUAUUGAAAGAUGAAAGUUAUUUUACUUCUCGAACUGAUGAUAGUUGGAAUAAGGUCAAUGAAGCCAUAAUUGAGGAGCCUGAAGUAGUAGAACAAAUAAAGGAAUUGAAAAUCACCAAGUCUUAUAAGGAUUCUGAUGACGAAUCCGAUAGUGACGAUGAUGAUCCUUCUAUUCAAUCGAGAGUCAAAAUUCCUGCACCCAUAUACAUUAAGGAAUUGAUAAGAUACUUACAGAUAGACACCAAUCAUCCUCAAGCAUAUGAUAUGAGAAAAUUAGCAUUAGUCAAUGGACCAACUUUGAUUAGACAAAAGGCUCAAUUUGGAAUGGAAUUGAAUACUCAUGCGUUUUCAUUACUUGAAACGUUCAUCGGCAUGUCGAACCAUUAUGAGGAAUCUGACUUCGAAGAUUUAAGAUUGAAUGGGAUCAUCUCCUUGUUAGUAUCUCACCCUCCGAGUGGAUUAGACAUAAUCAAAUUACUUGAUUCGGGAGAUUUCUCCCUCCAGCAGAGAAUAUUGAUACUUUCAUCGAUAUCUUUAGCAUGUAGAGACAUAAGAGGUUUCAAAGAUGAACAAGUUACUAAAUCUUACAAGGAAAAAGAGUUUGCAACUAAAAUGUUACCCCCACAAUUACAUGAAAGAUAUUUACAAUUGGACGAUACCAAAAUGAUUGAGCCUCAACCUUUGAAAUCAGCGUUUUUAUCAAUUCAAGAUGAUUUGAUGUCAGAUAAAAGUGAAGACGCUAAAGAUCAGAUAGCUGGAGGUAAGAUUUUAAGAAUUUCAAGGAAAUUAACAAAAGCACCUCAACCCAAACUUCUCCCUCGUUUCAGAGAUUAUCAGAAUGUCAUAUCCAGAAACUUUUAUUUCCCUUUGAUCCAUUUAUGGCAUGAAGUUGGUAAAAUAGAUAUCGGUCAUUAUUCACCCAUCUUCAUUGGUCAUUACAUCAAAACCUUAUCAUUGAUCAUCUAUUGUUGCAACUCUCAGGAUAUGAUCCGUGAAUUUCUUAUUUUAGUCAGCGAGAUACCUUUGUCCGCUGAAGAGAUUCAAAUAAUUGAAGGUAUAGUCACGGGAUUGUUGGUGGUAUGUGAGGUAUACGAUGAACAGAAUCUUAUCAUAAAUUUUGGAGAAAUUAUGAUCAAUUUACAUGAUAAAAUAUCAAAAAUAUGGGAUUAUAUCAUUGAUAACCAACUUAAAAGUCUUUGUGCUGGAUUCCUUAUCAGAUUUACCAAUAUUCUAGAGAAAUAUCAAGGAAAUUUACUCGACAAGAUGAAUAAUUUAUAUUAA